Molecule: messenger RNA, 1549 nt
Organism: Setaria italica (foxtail millet)
Lineage: Eukaryota; Viridiplantae; Streptophyta; Magnoliopsida; Poales; Poaceae
Product: zinc finger protein 4
Exons: 3
Coding region: 634-1344 (236 amino acids)
Biological process (GO): negative regulation of abscisic acid-activated signaling pathway
Source: RefSeq, a predicted model, not a curated record
UAUCCUGGUGCGCCUUUAGUGCAGGCACAUACGACAUCCUCUGGCUUGGCUUGCAGUACUACCACUUGUGAGAAUUGAGAUGAGCAGCUGGGCAGGAGGGCAUCACUGUCCUGCUGCAUCCAUCCAUCUCGUACCAGUAAUUUACCAAACCUCUGCUCCUUUCCAUAAUCAAACACCACAGUGGGGGGUGCCACUUUAACUGAAACACCACCCCACACCACCUCAUCCCCCCUUCCUCCUCCUCCUCCUCCUCACUUGGCCCCUCUAGCGUUUCUCUCUUUCUCUCCCCCCUUUGGUGAGCACAAGGGGCAAUUGCUGAGGAGGAGGUAGCCAUGGCCUGAGGUUGCUGGUUUCUUCAUCGGCAGCUUCGUCUUCAGACUUUCGGCGUUCGCUGCAGUGAAGCGGUGCGCGGAAUUCUGCUCCUGGGUCACUGGGUGGUUGAGAUCAGAAAAGAUGGCAUGCUUUUCAUAUGUUCGUCUUCAAACUCGGAAUUUGAAACUAGCAUAUCCAGGCCUAACAAAGAAUCAGAUUCUUCUCAUGAUUGCUGAGCAGAAAUUUGAGCAAUCUGGAAAUAGGCUAAGGUGAGACAAGAAUCCAACUGACGAGUGAAAAGAUUGUUGCGAUCAGCCAGAGAUGAACAGCAAGGAGAUGUGCCAAGAACCGUGCGACGAGCUGUCCGAGAUCAGCAGCCAGGCGGCGUCCAACACCGAGGCCUCCAAUUCCUCCGGCCGGGUCAGCCUCGACCUCUCGCUCACGGUCGCCGCCGCCGCCGCCGCCGAGUCCAGCACCACCGACAUCAGCAACUGCAACAGCAACAGAGGCAGCGGCGGCGCGCAGGCCGAGGCGGCUGCCGUGGCUGCCCGGGAGCCGUCGCGCGUGUUCACGUGCAACUACUGCCAGCGCAAGUUCUUCAGCUCGCAGGCGCUGGGCGGUCACCAGAACGCGCACCGGCGGGAGCGCACGCUGGCCCGGCGCGCGCUGCGGCUCGACGCCGCCGCCCCCUACGGCUACUACGCCGACGUGGCGUCCCUGCCGCUGUACGGCUCCGGCCUGUACCCCAUCGGCAUCCAAGCGCACGCGUCGCCUGCGGCGCGCCCGGAGCAGCAGCCGCGGCACGGCGACGACGCCGCCGCCGCGCGCGCCGCCGAGCUGAAGCCCGCGCGGGGGCUUCUUGGCCCGAUGCCGUUCUUCGUGGGCGACGAUGAGGUGAGCUUCGGCUGGCCCGGCAGCUUCAGGCCGACCGCUGCCGCUGCCGUGCCGGCGGGGGGCGCGGCCCUCAACUCGGCUGGCGGCGCCGGCGACGUGCUCGCCGGCGAGGAGCCCGACCUCACGCUCAGGCUCUGAACUGAUCCGUCGACUAGACCCGGUGUAAUUCGUCAGGCUGUUUUCUUCUUCCUCUGGGAUUGAUCGGUUCCUGUUUGAUAUUGAUCGGAUCGUCACGGUCUCUCUUGCUCGACCAGGUCCCUCCUAUUGUUUCAUGCGUGCAAGAAUUUUUUGUACAGCAGUUGGAUGUGCAAGAGCUAGUGAUAUGUUCAGUGAUCUUUGCUCA